Aspergillus alliaceus is the source of this 1185-nucleotide messenger RNA. Its product is annotated as MFS transporter. Gene Ontology annotation, molecular function: transmembrane transporter activity. Gene Ontology annotation, biological process: transmembrane transport. The transcript is spliced from 8 exons. The record is from RefSeq and is a predicted model, not a curated record. Gene Ontology annotation, cellular component: membrane. NCBI's taxonomy places the organism in Eukaryota, Fungi, Ascomycota, Eurotiomycetes, Eurotiales, Aspergillaceae. Bases 1 to 1185 code for a protein of 394 amino acids.
AUGGGCAAAGAGGGUCCAGAAAAAAGCAUCAACCUUGAGGAUAAUUUCCUGGUGGAAUGGUCCGAAGAUGAUCCUUCCAAUCCUCGUAACUUGAGUCUGGCGCGGCGAUGGCUUAUCGUGCUGAUCGUAUCCACGGGAUCCCUCUGUGUGACCUGCACUUCAUCGAUAUAUACUACUACGUAUCAUCAGAUGGCGAAAGAAUUCGGUUGCUCGACACUAGUAGCAACAGUGGGUGUUUCAAUCUUUGUUUGGGGUCUAGCUGUUGGCCCAUUAGUUCUGGGGCCACUUUCUGAGCUUUACGGUCGACGGAUAAUUUAUCUGACGUCGUUCACGCUCUUCCUAAUCUGGCUGAUUCCAUGUGCAGUGGCCACGAAUAUUCAGACUAUGAUUAUUGCACGGUUCUUCAACGGUUUGUCAGGCAGUGCCUUCCUUAGUGUGGCAGGUGGAACAGUUGGCGAUGUCUUUCAUCGCCACGAGCUGGCAGCUCCUAUGAUGCUAUACACGGCUAGCCCUUUCGUUGGACCAGAGUUGGGGCCACUGAUUGGUGGUUUCAUCAAUGACUUCAGUCACUGGCGCUGGACAUUCUAUAUCCUUCUAAUAUGGGCCGGUGCUCUACUCGUUCUUAUAUUCUUCCUAGUACCAGAGACAUUUCAUCCGGUACUGCUGGAGCGGAAGACGAUGGAAAUGCGCAAGACAACGGGCGAUGAUAGAUGGCAGACCAAGAAUCAAGCCGCUCACCGACCUUUAUCUCAUAUGAUCCUGCAGUCGAUUUACAGACCUCUGAUGCUGCUCGCACUGGAGCCCAUGUGCUUGAAUCUCUGCAUAUUCUCUGCUAUUCUCCUGGGUAUUAUUUACCUUUUCUUCGGGGCUUUCGACCAAGUCUUCACUAAUGUUUAUGGGAUGACGUUAUGGCAAUGUGGUUGUUGCUUCCUUGGUAUGUUUGUAGGAAUGAUGAUUGCUGUCUUGAGCGAUCCCAUAUGGCGUCGGGUCUACGGCCGCCUGGAAAGCAAACAUAGAGAGCGAACAGACAACACGGAGAAAUUUCUCCCCGAAUGGCGCUUGCCGCCUGCCAUCGCGGGUGCCCCUAUGGUCACAAUUGGCUUAUUUAUCUUCGCUUGGACUAUAUAUCCCAACGUCCAUUGGAUUGCGCCAAUUAUCGGAAGUGCCCUUUUCGGCUUUGGGUAA